Molecule: messenger RNA, 1609 nt
Organism: Jaculus jaculus (lesser Egyptian jerboa)
Lineage: Eukaryota; Metazoa; Chordata; Mammalia; Rodentia; Dipodidae
Gene: Kyat3
Product: kynurenine aminotransferase 3
Exons: 14
Coding region: 134-1498 (454 amino acids)
Biological process (GO): biosynthetic process
Cellular component (GO): cytoplasm; mitochondrion
Molecular function (GO): pyridoxal phosphate binding; L-kynurenine:2-oxoglutarate transaminase activity
Source: RefSeq, a predicted model, not a curated record
UGCCAUCCCCGGCUCGCGCGCAGUGUGCGCUCUGCGCCUCCGGCGUCCGCUUCGCCCAGGCUCCGGCCCUUCCGCACCGCGCGCUUCCCCGGGUCCCCCGGUCCCGGUGGCCCUCCACCCCGGGAAAGCAAGCAUGAUUUUGGCCCAGAGGAGGCUCUGCUCCCUUGGCACUAGAGAAAAAUUUCUAAAGAGAAUUUGUUCUUCAAAGCUCCUUGGAUUCUCCACUUCAGCUAAAAUGGCUUUGAAAUUCAAAAAUGCCAGUCGAAUCAAAGGACUUGAUAGCAAUGUAUGGAUUGAAUUUACCAAGUUGGCUGCUGAUCCUUCUGUUGUGAAUCUUGGCCAAGGCCUUCCAGAUAUAUCCCCUCCUACAUAUGUAAAAGAAGAAUUAUCAAAGGUUGCCUUGACUGAUAACUUGAAUCAGUAUACACGGGGCUUUGGUCACCCAUCCCUUGUGAAAGCUCUGUCCAGUUUAUAUGAAAAGUUUUAUCAAAAUAAAAUCAACCCAGAUAAAGAAAUCCUCGUGACGGUUGGAGCCUAUGGCUCCCUUUUUAAUGCCAUCCAAGGAUUAAUUGACCCCGGCGAUGAAGUCAUAAUAAUGGUGCCUUUUUAUGACUGCUAUGAGCCCAUGGUGAGAAUGGCUGGAGCGACACCCGUUUUCAUUCCCCUCAGAUCCAGACAUACAGACGGCACAAAAUGGUCUAGUUCCGACUGGACACUAGACCCUCAAGAACUGGCAAGUAAAUUUAAUUCCAAAACCAAAGCCAUUAUACUGAACACCCCACAUAACCCCAUUGGCAAGGUGUACUCCGAAGAGGAGCUGCGGCUCAUCGCUGACCUCUGCAUCAAACACGACACGCUCUGCAUCAGUGACGAGGUGUACGAGUGGCUUGUGUACACCGGAAACAAGCACGUAAAAAUAGCCACCUUCCCAGGUAUGUGGGACAGAACAGUUACAAUAGGAAGUGCUGGCAAGACCUAUAGUGUAACCGGCUGGAAGCUUGGUUGGUCCAUUGGUCCCAAUCAUCUGAUAAAACAUUUACAGACAGUUCAACAAAACACUGUUUAUACCUGUGCGACUCCAUUACAGGAAGCCUUGGCUCAAGCAUUCUGGAUUGACAUCAAGCGCAUGGGUGACCCAGAGUGUUACUUUAAUUCUUUGCCAAAAGAAUUGGAAGCUAAGAGAGACCGGAUGGUGGAUUUGCUAGAAAGUGUCGGCCUGAGACCCAUCGUGCCCGAUGGGGGGUACUUCAUCAUUGCCAACGUGUCUUCACUAGAUGCUGACCUCUCUGAUAUGAAGAGCGAUGACCCUUAUGACUAUAAGUUUGUGAAAUGGAUGACAAAAAAUAAGAAACUGUCAGCCAUCCCCGUGUCUGCUUUCUGUAACUCUGAGACAAAGGCGCAAUUUGAAAAGUUUGUGCGGUUUUGCUUCAUUAAAAAAGACAGCACGCUUGACGCGGCGGAGGAGAUCAUCAAGGCAUGGAGCAGACAGAAGUCUUGACUGUACUUGCAGGCCAAAUGUUUCCCCUGAGCACGGGCCUGCCGCUCAGUGCCGCCACCUACUGGAUGCUGAAAGAAACAACUCUCGUGACAAAUAAAUUUGAGUAAAUCA